Molecule: messenger RNA, 1209 nt
Organism: Ipomoea triloba (trilobed morning glory)
Lineage: Eukaryota; Viridiplantae; Streptophyta; Magnoliopsida; Solanales; Convolvulaceae
Product: myb-related protein 308-like
Exons: 2
Coding region: 100-930 (276 amino acids)
Source: RefSeq, a predicted model, not a curated record
UCCCCCCAGUCCAGUCCUGGCUACAAAGGAAAGGCGCUGCCACUCUCACAAACUUGUGGAGUUUUCUCUCUCUCUUUCUUGGAUUUGGGAGAGAGAGAGAUGGGAAGAGCUCCUUGCUGUUCUAAAGAAGGGUUGAAGAAAGGCCCUUGGUCUACCAAAGAAGAUUUACUCCUCACCAAUUUCAUUCAGCAACAUGGCGAAGGCCAGUGGAGAUCUUUGCCCAAAAAAGCUGGUUUGCUGAGAUGUGGGAAGAGUUGCAGGCUGAGAUGGAUGAAUUAUUUAAGGCCUGGGAUUAAGAGAGGGAAUUUUAGCCCAGAAGAGGAGGAUCUUAUCGUGCGCCUCCAUUCUCUUCUGGGGAACAGAUGGUCCCUUAUUGCAGGAAGACUACCUGGUCGAACGGACAAUGAGAUCAAAAACUACUGGAACACUCAUCUCCUCAAGAAGCUCAAGAGCUCCGGGAUCGAGCCCAGACCCCCCAGAAAAAUCGUCACCUCCAAGAAAAAAGCGACGAUUCCGAAAAUCGUCACUUCCAAGAAACCCGCCAACAACAGCAGGAACAAAAAGCUGCAGAGGAAAGAAAUCAGCGACCAUAAUCAGCGCUACAAAGUCUACGCUCCCAAAGCGAUUCGCCUCUCCUCGCGGAACAACAGCGUCGAGGAUAUCGCCGGGAGCGUUUCGUCGAGUUCUGGGGAAGUGGAGAACAAAGGUAUUAUUGAUGGGUCGUCGUCUUUUAUUCCCUGGAAUUUGUACGAGCUUCGAGACGACUUCUGCGCCGAAGUUCUCACCGCCGCCGGUGAUGAUCUGUCGCCGCAAUGUGCUCUCCCCGUGGGGAGCGACGAUUGCCUGCUGGAUAAGGUGUACGAUGAGUAUCUCCAGCUUCUCUCCGAGAAUUGUUUUCUUGAAGACGAUCCAUUCGGUGCCAAUCUCUAAUUUCUUUUUUUCUUUUUUGCGACGAAUCAUGAAAGAAUAUGCUAAUAGUAACUAUGGAGUGACUGCGAUCCAGUUUCAGAUUUUCUGUCCAGUUUUUGUAUAAUAUUAUUAACCCAAAAAAAAAAAAAAAAGUCAGUGGCACGUGACAUGCAUCGGGUCUUGAACCGUUCAUCUUUUUCUUUUUUUUUUAGUUUUUUUUUCUCUCUUUGUAUAAUAGUUGGUGUGUUUUUUUCUUCAUUAAAUAAUUAAAGGCCAUGUUCACAUUUCACAUCACCAAAA